CAAUCGUUCUAAAAGCCAGUGUUACGUUUCAGCCAGAUCUGAUUGGAGGAAGGAGUCAUUGCGAUUGCAUAGGCAAGAUGUCGAAAGUUUUUGAUUAUGCAGAGGUGGGGAAGCACAAUACAGCAGACAGCUGCUGGGUCGUCCUCUACGGCAAAGUGUACGAUGUGACCGACUUCAUCGCCGAGCACCCCGGUGGCUCUAAAGUUAUCCUCCAGCUCGCUGGCACCGACGCAACCGAAGAGUACGAUCCAAUCCACCCGCCUGGCAUCCUCGAAGAAAGCCUCAAGCCCGAACAGCAUCUCGGAACUGUUGACCCAGAUACGCUUCCUUCCACCGAGAAGUCGCCAGCGGAGAUGGGCGCAGCAGAGGAUGAUGGACCCGUAGAUCUGGACAGCAUACUGAACAUUGAUGAGAUAGAGGAGGUGGCCACAAAGAACAUAAGCAAGAAGGCAUGGGCAUACUAUUAUUCUGCGGGUGACGACUUGACGUCGAAGAAGCUGAACAACACGGUAUACAGGCAGAUUCUGCUGAGGCCGAGGGUAUUCGUCGACUGCACCAGAUGCGACACAUCCACGAGCUUCAUCGGAAAUAAAGUGAAGCUGCCCAUUUACGUGUCUCCGGCCGCAAUGGCACGAUUGGCGCAUCCGGACGGUGAGUGGGGCAUCGCGCAGGCAUGCGAGCAGUAUGGCGCCAUGCAGGUCAUCUCGCAGAACGCCUCCAUGACCCCCGAGCAGAUCGUCGCGGAUGCGAAAGGGGGCCAAGUCUUCGGUUGGCAACUGUACGUCCAGAAUGAACGAGCAAAGAGCGAGGCCAUGCUUGCACGCAUGAAGAAGCUGCCGGCAAUAAAGUUCAUUUGCCUGACGCUCGAUGCACCGGUGCCAGGCAAGCGAGAAGAUGAUGAGAGAUCUAAGAACGUCGGUGCGAACCUUCCUGUAAGAGCAGCUGUGCAAGAAGACGCGAGCGUGAGCAAGACGAGCACCGAUGCAAAGACCCCAAGUCCACCGAAAAAUAUGGGCGUGGGACAAAGUCUGUUCUGGGGCACGGCAGCAGAUCUUACCUGGAAGACGACGUUGCCGUGGCUUGCACAGCACACUGAUCUGCCAAUCGUGUUGAAGGGUAUCCAGACCCACGAGGACGCCUAUCUUGCCAGUCUCCAUGCACCGCAGGUCAAGGCCAUCAUUCUGUCAAACCACGGCGGACGCGCACUCGAUACUGCACCACCGGCUGUACACACGCUGCUCGAGAUCCGCAAAUACUGCCCUGAAGUCUUUGACAGGAUAGAAGUGUGGGUUGAUGGUGGCAUUAAGAGAGGAACGGAUGUCGUCAAGGCACUUUGUCUCGGGGCGAAAGGGGUUGGUAUUGGUCGGGCUGCGCUGUUCGGCUUGGGCGCUGGCGGCAAAGAAGGUGUUGCCAGGGUUCUUGAAAUCCUCAAAGCUGAAACCGAGACUUGCAUGCGUUUAUUGGGUGUUGAGCGCGUAGAUCAGUUGGGGCUACACCAUAUCAAUACGCGGGCUGUUGAAAGAGACGUUUACGACGGUCCCGCUGCUCUUGAAAGACCGAGCCUAACAUCGCGGCUGAUGGCCAAGCUGUAAGCGCCGAGCCAGAUAAUGAAAGUAAGCGGUAUUUGAUGCUCUUCUGUACAACAUGACAAGACACUGUAUCUGCGAUUCGGCCAUCUUGAAACAUACUUCCACACCGAUCAUGACGUCGAACUACCAGAUCAGGCACCAAGUGUUACAGGUACACUGUAUUACUAUGUCUUCUGGUCCGGGUCUGUCCAAGGGUGCCUGAUCGUUCUCAGCCUGUAAUCGAUAUCUCAUCUAGACAGCGAAUAAGAAGUCGUGAAAGGC
Messenger RNA from Paraphaeosphaeria sporulosa, 1850 nucleotides. RefSeq lists its product as uncharacterized. Bases 78 to 1592 code for a protein of 504 amino acids. NCBI's taxonomy places the organism in Eukaryota, Fungi, Ascomycota, Dothideomycetes, Pleosporales, Didymosphaeriaceae. The record is from RefSeq and is a predicted model, not a curated record. Gene Ontology annotation, molecular function: heme binding; oxidoreductase activity. The transcript has 4 exons.